This is a messenger RNA of Sitophilus oryzae (rice weevil), 2831 nucleotides long. Its product is annotated as zinc finger-containing ubiquitin peptidase 1-like. Gene Ontology annotation, cellular component: nucleus. The transcript has 10 exons. Gene Ontology annotation, biological process: regulation of gene expression. The record is from RefSeq and is a predicted model, not a curated record. Bases 181 to 1971 code for a protein of 596 amino acids. NCBI's taxonomy places the organism in Eukaryota, Metazoa, Arthropoda, Insecta, Coleoptera, Curculionidae.
AAUAGGUCAAUAGAAAUGUCAGAUUUAGUUCUUUUGUUAUAUUUCCUUUUAAAAAAUUUUAAAACCCACAAAUAAACUUAAAUAUUAAGUGUAUAAUCUAACAGAAUGUAUCAAAUUACUUUUGUAUGUUUCAGUCACACGCUCUUUCGAUUCCAUUAAAUUAACCUCAAAUAUCAGAAAAUGGCUAGCAAUAUUCCAGAUUUUAACUAUUGCUGUGAAAUUUGCGGAUUAGAUGGUCUUAGCGAGGACGAACUUCGAGUUCAUACGCAUACCGCCCAUGUAGAAGGUUGUGGUGUUUGCCCUUUUUGCGAACUGACUGCAGUGAGCCCUGCAGAGCUUAUUAUCCACGUAAACCAAGCUCAUUUAGACUUUUUAACGCCCGAAUCUGAACAGAAUAUAAGCUUUAUUGAUGAUACUAGUCCUAGUGAAUUGAAUGGGUUUACUGACGAACAACACUGGAAUAAUCCAGGAACGUAUUCAAAUAAAGAUAGACCGGAAAGCAAAGUCAGCGUUUCAAACAUAAAUUUGAGCCCAAAAGUAAAUGGCGGUGGAGAGAUAAGUCCUCAAAAUUCUAGCCAUGGUCAGGGAUCUCCAUUGCGUUCUAAUUUAGCUCUAAAGUUGAAAAGUUCUUCGCAAAUUUUACAAUGUCCUAUGUGUAAUUAUACAAGUAAUAAUCCUAAUGAUUUGGAAGAACAUGUUAAUAGACGACAUUUUGAUUUAACAUCACCCUCCGUGGGAGCGAGCACCACCUCCGAGGCCUUUUCAUGUCCAUUGUGCGUUAAGACGUUUGCCUUAGCACCCGACUUGGAACUCCACGUCAAUAUCGAACAUAAAGAUGUCCUAUCGCCUGCCAGUCCGGCCAUUUAUGCUUGUCCAGUUUGCGGAAUUGCCUUAGAUAAAGAAGCUAAUAAUGAAGCUGCUCAGCAGCACGUUGAGUCACAUUUUCUUGCCAGUUCGCCCCAGCCUUCAGACAGGGCUGCGCUACGCGAAAGAGAAAAGCGAGAGUAUGAAAUGCUUCGAGCUCAAUAUGGAAUGGAUAAUCAGGGUAAUUUUCGCGAGCAGUCUGUUACCAAUAUGCAGCGUGCGGUUUACGCUGGUGAAAUGAGCGUAGCCGACUAUUACGAGCGCCAGUUGGACCUAAAAGCAGCCGAGAGUUGUGGCGUAGAUGACGGCAGUUCAGUCACCAGAAGCAUGGUUCCUAGAGUUAAAGCGACAAGCAACAACGCUUCCAACGUAGUGCGUAACUUAUUGUGCACCUCUGUGGACCACUACGCUUCAUCUUACGGCGACAAGGGCUGGGGGUGCGGUUAUAGGAACAUCCAGAUGAUCAUCUCCAGUCUGUUGACCCACACCGGCUACAACGAGCGCCUGUACAAGCUGUGGCACAAAGAGAAACCGCCUAGGAGCGCCGUUCCGAGCAUAUCACGCUUGCAGAGCCUCAUAGAGGAAGCAUGGUCUCAGGGAUUCGAUAUUCAGGGGUCUGAACAGUUGGGCUGUAGACUAGUCAACACUAGAAAAUGGAUCGGAGCUACCGAGGUAGUUACGCUCCUUUCGUUUCUGCGAAUUCGAUGCCAGCUGGUUGAUUUCCACAGACCUACUGGACCGAGAGGAUCCCAUCCGGAGCUCUUUAAAUGGGUGUGGAAUUAUUUCGAGAGCGCCGCCGCUGGAGAAUUUACGCCUCCGUUAUAUCUACAACAUCAAGGUCAUAGUAGGACAAUAAUGGGUAUCGAAUUGCACAGAGACAGCAGUCUUGUGCUUCUGGUGUUGGAUCCUAGUCACUCCCCCCAAGAGGUAGCCCAACUGGGGGACACAAGUAAUUCGACUAGCUCCCUACGUCUCUUGAGAAAGAACGAGACUACCAUGAAGGCGAAGCAGUACCAAAUCGUAGCGGUGGUUGGUACCAUCGAUAACGAGCAACAAUAUCAGGCUAGCAAACUACUUUGGGGUACAAGGAUACCGCAGGAACGGUGAGGUUAGUGGCACCCUCCUCCCCUCUACGAAAAUCAACAUUUCCGCUCUACAGAGUGUUUCCCACGAGACUUUUAUCUUUGUUCUACCACCUUUGCUGUUCAAAAAAUAUAUCCAGAUUACUGAUAGCGAAGUGUGUAUACCGGCGCGUUUGUAUACGGUCUCUUUGAAUGUUCCGGCUUCUAAAAAGUCUACUCACAGCUUAUUUAAACAUUUGACCGAAUGAUAUUAGAUUUAAAUAAAUAAAUCGUUUCACUAAGCGAUUGAUAUUACACAACGACUGUAAAUGUAUUAAGAUUUUCACGAAAUCUCAGUUUGAUUUGAAGUUUGCUCUACCUCAAUUUCUAUCUUUCGUCAAAAACCGUAUGAUCGAAAAAAACGGCGUCCAGUUGGCUUGCAAAUGAACAUCGAUGACAUUAUCCAUAUAAUUUUAUAUGUAAAAUGACAGCGAUCCUCAUUUCAUAGCGAUCGCUGACGCCGUUUUUUUCGAUCAUAUAGUAUUUUAGUUUUAAAUCAUCCUGAAAUCUAAUCUUAUUCGAUCAUAUACGAUUUUAUGUUUGUAUCUGUCGAUAUUUUUAUGGGCAUUAGCUGCUUUCCAUUAGCUACUCUUAUUUGUUUGAUUAUGUAGAUCAAUUAUUUAUUAAAAAUUUUGAGUUCUACUAGGGCCACAUCUGUAAAGUAUGUCCAACGAGUCGGGGAAUAUUUUGACAGAAUAGUCUAAGAGCAUAACUAAUAACUCUACAUAAAAAAACCUUAUCAUCGUUACAUGGCUAUUUUUUUAGGUGAGGUAUCCUUUUGUGUAGCCAUUACGAAAUAGUCAUGUCUGCCAGCGCGAUCCCGGUGCUUAAAGCGGGGGCGACCAA